This is a messenger RNA of Brettanomyces bruxellensis, 1434 nucleotides long. RefSeq lists its product as uncharacterized. Gene Ontology annotation, biological process: proteolysis. The record is from RefSeq and is a predicted model, not a curated record. Gene Ontology annotation, cellular component: fungal-type vacuole. Gene Ontology annotation, molecular function: metalloaminopeptidase activity; zinc ion binding. The transcript has a single exon. NCBI's taxonomy places the organism in Eukaryota, Fungi, Ascomycota, Pichiomycetes, Pichiales, Pichiaceae. Bases 1 to 1434 code for a protein of 477 amino acids.
AUGAGUUCAACCCUGAAACAGGCUCAGGGUUUCAUUGACUUUGUGAACGCAUCACCUACACCUUAUCAUGUUGUCGAAAACGUUAAAAAGCAGCUUACAAGUGCAGGAUUUGCUUGUAUUUCUGAACGUCUUAGCUGGGCUGGUAAGUUGAAAAAAAAUGGAAAAUACUUUGUCACUAGAAACUCUUCUUCAAUUAUAGCAUUUACUGUCGGUGGACAAUAUCGCCCUGGAAAUGGCAUUGCUAUUGUUGGAGGUCAUACAGACUCACCAACCCUAAGAGUGAAACCAACUUCGGACAUCAAAAAAGAUGGCUUUACUGAGGUUGGUGUUGAAACUUAUGGUGGAGGAAUUUGGCACACUUGGUUUGAUAGAGAUCUUUCACUUGCCGGAAGGGUCUUUGUCAGAAAUUCUACAACUGGCAAUUAUGAGUACAAACUUUUGAAAAUUGACCGGCCAAUCUUGAGGAUCCCCACCCUCGCCAUUCAUCUUGACAAGGAAAGAGGAAAGUUCGAAUUUAAUAAAGAAACACAAUUAAGACCAGUUUUGGGAACAGAUAAUGAAUCAUUAUCUUCAAAAGAUGCAGAGGAAAAUGAUAAGAACUUUGAAGUUAUCAAGUCAGUCAUUCAAAGACACAACAAGAAACUAGUCAAGGUGAUCUCGGAAGAAUUAAAUGUCAAACCUGAAGACAUCGAGGAUUUCGAGUUGGUCCUUUUUGAUACGCAGAAGUCUUGUCUUGGGGGCCUGGAGAAUGAAUUUAUCUUUUCACCAAGAUUGGACAAUCAGGUCACUUGUUAUUCGGCCAUUCAAGGCUUGAUACAGUCUACGGAAAAUCUCCAGUCAGAAACUGGCAUUAGGUUGGUUUCACUCUUUGAUCACGAGGAAAUUGGCUCACAGAGUGCACAGGGUGCAGACUCAUCUUUCUUACCUGACAUCUUGCAUAGAUUGACAAGUUUAACAUUUAAUCCGACCUCAGAUCUUUCAUCCCAACUUUCCCCGGAUCACUUCUUUAACUGCAUGUCCAAAUCAUUUGUUAUUUCAUCUGAUAUGGCCCACGCUGUUCAUCCAAACUACUCGGAGAAUUACGAGGCAUUGAACAGGCCAAAGUUGAACGCCGGACCUGUGUUUAAAAUUAAUGCUAACCAGAGAUAUGUUACAAACUCACCAGGUAUUGUUUUAAUGAAGAAAAUUGCCUCCAUUGGCAAAGUUCCAAUGCAAUUAUUUGUCAUUCGGAAUGAUUCACCAUGCGGAAGUACCAUUGGCCCAAUGAUUGCGGCAAAAUUGGGUAUAAGAACUUUGGAUAUUGGAAAUCCUCAGUUGAGUAUGCAUUCUAUUAGAGAAACAUGUGGCUCAAAGGAUAUUGAGCAGUUGGUCAAUUUAUUCCGGACUUAUUUUGAGAAGUACACCACAAUUGAGUCCAAGAUAAUUGUUGACUAA